AUGGGCGUCUCGGAAACUUUACAAUGGCAAACACGCCAGGAUGGCCUGGAGAACCUCGUGUUAGCCAGAGCUCCCAUCUCAACCCUUCAAGACGGGGAAGUCCUUGUGGAGAUCAGAGCCGUGUCGCUCAACUAUCGCGAUCUUGAAGUUGCUCAAGGGCUGUAUAAUCAUCACAAGGCUAUUGAGUCUGGUCAGCCAGAUGCGCUGGUCCCUUGUUCCGAUAUGUGCGGUGUCGUUGUCGCGGUUGGCGAAGGAGUCGCAUGGAACAUCGGUGACCGCGUCGUUUCAACGUGGAACCAGGGACACUUUACCGGGAGCAUCAACCCCGAUAUCAUGAAGACGGGUCUCGGUCUGCCACUGGACGGAAUUUUACAGUCCCAUCGAAUCUUCCAGGCAGAUGCUCUUCUCAGGGCGCCGAAGUACAUGUCAGAUGAAGAGGCGUCAUGCUUGACGAUUGCCGCUGUCACAGCUUGGAUGGCAAUCAACCAGUUUCGACCCCUUGGUCAGCCGGGAGGAAAGGGAGAAAUCGUUCUUCUGCAGGGCACAGGCGGAGUGAGUAUCAGCGGUUUGCAAAUAGCCCAUGCGGCGGGUGCUACCACGAUAAUCACAUCAUCUUCGGACUCCAAGCUGGCACGGGCAAAGACUCUCGGGGCCGAUCACGUCAUCAACUACAGAGAUGUACCCAACUGGGAUGAUGAGGUGAUGAAAAUCUCAAACAAUGACGGAGCCGACAUCAUCUUCGAGACUGGUGGUGCCAAGACUGUCCGAAAGUCUUUCAACUCUGUUGCUUACGGUGGAAUGAUUGCAUGCAUUGGCUAUGUUUCUGGGAAACAAGAUGAUGCUAACGACAGGACCAACGUCAAUGUCCUUGCGCUGUCGCGUACCGUCACUCUCAAGGGCAUCAUCAAUGGGCCAAAGGAUCGCUUUGAAGAAAUGCUCCGAUUUUAUGAGCAGCAUGAGAUCCAUCCUGUCAUUGAUCGUGUCUUUCGUUUUGAGGAUGGUAGAGAUGCCUUCGCAUAUCUUGAGGGAGGCUCGCAUUUUGGCAAAGUUGUCAUUAAGGUGAAGAGCUAG
Messenger RNA from Fusarium keratoplasticum, 1071 nucleotides. Its product is annotated as PKS-ER domain-containing protein. Gene Ontology annotation, molecular function: oxidoreductase activity. Lineage: Eukaryota; Fungi; Ascomycota; Sordariomycetes; Hypocreales; Nectriaceae. The transcript has 3 exons. The record is from RefSeq and is a predicted model, not a curated record. Bases 1 to 1071 code for a protein of 356 amino acids.